AUGAUUGUCACUUCAUCCCCUCGUAUUGUUCGUACAAAGCACUCUGUCGACAUAGUGGUGAACAGCGGGCAAACUUGGAAGGGCAACCUGACCUUACUAUCGCCCCGCUACUGCAACAUGUCAUUGUACCCUAUCAAAGACGAUAUCGACGAAGAACCGGAAGACACCCAAAGCACAACUACUUCUCGCAGCGAUUCAGCAUCAGACGUUGUGUACAGUGAUAAGGAUCGAGGUCUCUUCAGCUUGUACCAAGUAGGCGACGGCAGUGCAGAAGAUCUCGAUGGCAUUCCUACACGAUAUCUUACCAUGGCCCAACAGGACCGUCAUCUGGCAUUGAAGGCCGUGCAAAAGACGGUGGAGUGGCGUCGAGAUCAGGGCAUCAACGACCUCCUCAACGAGCCUCAUGUCAACUACGAUGUUUGCAAGCAAGUCGUGCCCCACGUUUUCAUUGGCCGGGACGUGGAGAGCCAUGUCGUGUACGUACAGCAACCGGCACGCUUCAAUGACGAACAGAUGCAACGGAAUGGGCUCGAGUAUCAUGACAUGCUUCGUCAUGCCAUUUACGUCCAAGAGUACCUCUGGCAGAUCAUCGAGGCUGAGAAUCCCCGUGCCACCAUUACGAGCAUUAUCGAUGUGGCCGACUUGCGUUUCCACCAACUCGGUCAAAAGGACCAGGUCAGCUUUUUGAAGGAAAUGGCCACGACAUUUGAUGCUCACUUUCCCAUGCGAGCGCACAAGACGAUCAUCGUGAAUGCUCCCAAGUGGUUCUAUUUGCUCUAUCGGAUGCUCAAGCCCUUGUUGCGAGAGAGCACCACUGCCAUGGUUGAGAUCUGUACCAAGGGCAAGAAGCAAGACGCCGCUCUCCGGGCGCAUUUGGGAGAGGAAACGAGUCGAUCCUUGCCCGACUUUUGUUGGAGUGAACAAGCCAUCAAGGAGCAAACAAGAAAGACGCAUCCCGGUAGCGCCGCCCAGUCUAUGCCACGGAUGGAGCAGGAACUAAGGGAGCAUGUCAUGAAACACAUCAAGUCCAACGGUUUGACUAUGAAGCCUGUCUUGCCAUGA
Seminavis robusta is the source of this 1062-nucleotide messenger RNA. Lineage: Eukaryota; Bacillariophyta; Bacillariophyceae; Naviculales; Naviculaceae. The record is from the annotation of a GenBank genome assembly.